UAUUUGUUGUCCCAGGAGUUGAGGUGUUGUUUAAACGAAGCCAUAGAGAUUUUGACAAAAUACACUUUUUGUCUUUUCCUGCUGUGCGAGACGUCAUAGAUCUAACUCCAGAAGAAGAAGAAGAAGAUGAGUGACGAAACGGCGUCGUCUCCGUCUCUAUCUCCGGCGAAGAAGAAGCAGAGUUUGGGAUGGAUGGAGUGGAUGAGAGGAUGGAGCAGUGUUUUCGGGGAGAUUCUCUUCCAGAGGAUUACGGCUUCUCAUUUGGAGAACCCUCUACCUCUUCCUUCCGUCAACGACCUCACUUGCGUUGUCACUGGCUCCACCAGCGGCAUUGGUCGCGAGACCGCUAGGCAGCUUGCUGAAGCUGGUGCUCAUGUUGUGAUGGCCGUGAGGAACACAAAGGCAGCUCAGGAGCUGAUACAACAAUGGCAGAACGAGUGGUCUGGUAAAGGUCUACCACUUAAUAUCGAGGCAAUGGAAGUUGAUCUUCUAUCACUAGAUUCUGUCGUGAGAUUUGCCGAUGCUUGGAACGCCCGGUUAGGACCUUUGCAUGUUCUGAUUAACAAUGCCGGCGUGUUUGCUAUGGGAGAGGCGCAAAAAUUCUCAGAGGAUGGAUACGAGCAACACAUGCAAGUGAAUCAUUUAGCUCCAGCCCUACUUUCAGUGCUUCUUUUGCCGUCUCUGAUCCGAGGCUCUCCUAGCCGAAUCAUCAAUGUGAAUUCCGUUGUAAGUUUUAUCAUCACUGACACUGCUGGCUCUAAGUCUCUGUUCUCUACUUUUCUGUUCUCGUUGAUGCAUUGUGUCGGUUUUGUUGACCCGGAUGACAUGAAUGUUGUCUCUGGUAGACGUAAGUACUCAAGCCUUAUAGGAUACUCAAGCAGCAAGCUUGCCCAGAUUAUGUUUAGUAGCAUUCUAUUCAAAAAGCUCCCUCUGGAAACAGGAGUUAGCGUCGUUUGUCUAUCUCCCGGUGUUGUCCUAACAAAUGUUGCCAGGGAUCUACCCAGGUUUCUUCAAGCUCUGUACGCCAUCAUACCAUAUUUCAUAUUUUCACCCCAAGAAGGUUGUAGAAGUUCUCUAUUCUCGGCUACAGACCCUCAGAUUCCAGAGUACUGGGAAACACUAAAAACAGAUGAUUGGCCUGUUUGUCCGUUCAUCUCUCAAGAUUGCCGCCCUGCAAAUCCCUCCGAAGAAGCACACAACACAGAAACUGCACACAGAGUGUGGGAAAAGACGUUAGAGCUGGUGGGUCUUCCUCUCGAUGCAGUUGAGAAGCUCAUAGAAGGGGAAAACAUCCACCGCCGUUAUGGAGAACAACACGAAUAGUCUUUCAAACAAUUCCACAGGUUAAAGUGAGCCCUUACAGAUCAAAAGGGUAAGUAAUUGAGAAAAAUACCUUUUUUUGUGUUGAUUUACUAUACAAUGGGGAAUGAAUCCCCCAGGGAUGUGGUUUGGUUGAGAAUGUUUGAUUGUUGGAUAAAAGUCAAGCUUUUAGCUACCAUUCCAUGGCUUUACUUACAAGUCUUGUUCAAGUGUUUGGUUAAGUGUGUCUUGAGUUAUUAAGAUAUUAAGUAGUA
Messenger RNA from Camelina sativa (false flax), 1574 nucleotides. The record is from RefSeq and is a predicted model, not a curated record. Lineage: Eukaryota; Viridiplantae; Streptophyta; Magnoliopsida; Brassicales; Brassicaceae.